Molecule: messenger RNA, 1842 nt
Organism: Hirundo rustica (Barn swallow)
Lineage: Eukaryota; Metazoa; Chordata; Aves; Passeriformes; Hirundinidae
Gene: MAP1LC3B
Product: microtubule associated protein 1 light chain 3 beta
Exons: 4
Coding region: 138-515 (125 amino acids)
Biological process (GO): macroautophagy; autophagy of mitochondrion; autophagosome assembly
Cellular component (GO): autophagosome membrane; autophagosome; cytosol
Molecular function (GO): ubiquitin protein ligase binding
Source: RefSeq, a predicted model, not a curated record
GGCGCUGACGCGCGGGUCAGCUGACGGCCGAGCGGCCGUGGCGGCGCGGGGGGCGGGCGCCGGCACUCGGAGGUGUCCGCUGCCGCUGCCGCCGCGCACAGCCGCCGCCGGGCCCGGGCCGAGCCGCCGCCGCCGCCAUGCCCUCGGAGAAGAGCUUCAAGCAGCGCCGCACCUUCGAACAAAGAGUGGAAGAUGUACGACUGAUUCGGGAUCAGCAUCCCACUAAAAUACCUGUGAUCAUUGAAAGGUACAAGGGAGAGAAGCAGCUUCCAGUUUUGGAUAAGACCAAGUUCCUGGUGCCAGAUCACGUCAAUAUGAGCGAGCUAAUCAAAAUUAUCAGGCGACGCCUGCAGCUCAACUCCAACCAGGCCUUCUUCCUGCUGGUGAACGGGCACAGCAUGGUGAGCGUGUCCACGCCCAUCUCUGAGGUGUACGAGAGCGAGAAGGACGAGGACGGCUUCCUGUACAUGGUCUACGCCUCCCAGGAGACUUUCGGAGCGCCGGCUUCCGCCUAGGACACGCCAGCGGCCCUAGCCUAGGAUUUGGGUUGACCCUUGGCCAUCACCCCCACUGUUCCCCACACACCCCCCAGGGAAAGAACCGGAUGUCACCUACGCUCUCAGCCCUUAGCAUAGUCUUGCUUUAGCGGGUGUCUCAUCUCACCUUGCCUUGUUUGUGACUAUUAAACAGUACAGACGAGCACCUCCAGCUUUGAAACCUGCCCUAAUAAUACUCCACACAGGCACAUUUACAGGUCCGGACCUGACGAAAGGAGCCCGACUGUGCGUGUGACACUUGCAGAGAAAGGGACGCUCGAUUGACUUCCUAACGAGCCAACAGGCACCAGGGAGGAACUAAAGCGUUUCCUGGGAGUUUGCGGGAAAAUCUCCCUACGAUUCCUUAAAUUUUUUUUUCGGUUUUAAACGGGAAGGUUUCUCAUGAGAGCAAAUGCAUUUUAAUGUUCCAGAGGGGAGCUUUACCUUCUGCAGCUCCAGUCAGACUCGUGUCAGCGCUGCAGGGAGUUAAGGCAAGUGCUUGGGGUGAGCUGGGGAAGGACAACUCUCUGCGUCUCCGGUUUUUUUUGGGCACCGCACGCUCAGGGGCGGUGCCGGUUUCUGGAAUACUCAUACCAAACACCACAGCUUUAUCGUAGUUUUAGAAGUGUCUAACUGUAAAAUACACACCCGAAGAGGUAACACUGAAAUAAAACUCCAGUCUGUUACAAAUUCCCCAAUCCCUGUGUGUUCAUCUGAGCUGGCUUCCAGUGACCCAUAGGACCGUGCCCCCUAAGCCCCGGAGGCCGGCCGUUCCCGCGCCUGGGGAUCGGGAGAAGCAGCUCAGGGCCGGGAAGAGUUGACAAACAAACGAUGCGUGGCGCGGCCGGAGGCUCCUGUGUCCGUGCAGAGGGGAGCCGUCCCGUGGGAUAACCCUGCGUUCCUCCUGUCCAGCGAGGCGCGGCGGGAUCCCCGCGGUGUCCGCGUGUCGCCGGUGUCGCCGGCAGCUCGGCUCUGACGGGGACAGAAGCAAUAGCGCGGCGCCUGGCACCACGCGUUGCGCCUCCUCCUUCCACCUUGUACCUCCUCCACUCUCUGCAUGCAUCUCCUUCCCGGGGCUCCCACCCCCCUCCCCGGCCCCUUUUUUAUCGUCCUUUUGUGUUUUUACUCCGUGAACUUUUCGAUGCAGCUUGUUCUCUGUUUAGUUCCGUUCGUGUAAGAACUCGUUUAACUCGUAACUGACAAACCGUACUUGUAAUUACGACGUGAUCGACUGAUAUUCCUGUACAAAUGUUGCUUUUUUAAAAUUAAUACAGUGCUGAUAUGGAUGGAUUACAUCCCAACUUAA